AGAGGCUUAACCCCCUGAGCCACGCAGGUGCCCCUUUUCUGGAGUUUUAAAAUAAUAACCGUUGUCUUAAACUGAACAGAGUGGUUGCAGAUAAAAGUAUUCCCAGGGUGUAUGGCGACAGAUAAAAGAGUUACACAUCUGUUGGAGCCUUUCAGUAAUUAACAUAGCGGGGAUGAUAAUACUUAUUUUAAAAACUAAACCGAAAUUCAGAAUGUGGUAGGAAGAAAUUUGACAAUACAAACGAGCUUACAGAGGACGUUGGGGAUUCAUUCCUGUCCGUUUCGUGGUUGAGUGGUUGGUAGACUUCCCUGCUGUGGAAACCACAGUCUCUGGGGAAGAAAGGUCCUUUAUAGAUACAUUAUAAGGCCCAAGACUAACGUGGAAGCUUAAGAGUUGAGCAGUAGAGUGAGUGUUGGGUUCAUGUAACAGCGCGUCAGUUGGGUCUCACAGCCCGUCGGGGGAUCCGGCUCCACAUGCGUAUCACAAGCCCGAAGAUUCGAGCGUGAGUCAAGAGUGAUCCGUGUCUUCUUAACUCAGCUUGUGUCUAUUCCUGGCGUUAUUUGUGUUGGCCUCUGUAGGCUGUCUCCACCUGUGAUUCCAGGCUCUCCAGCCCUGCAGUGUCCCUACCUUAUGGUCUCUGUAGACCUUGCCCGGUGCUGGGCUUCUGCGCCGUCCUGCCGAAUGCUGGACAUUCCUUUCCCACUCGGCCCUCUGAGUGCACGUUCUGGGCCCAGUUACGGUUCCUGUAACCCAGACCCACCAGCGCACAUUUGUCGCUUGUUCCUACAACCCCUUAACUUAAAUGUCCAGCAGAAUCCUCUCCCUAAGAGAUCAGGUCCAGUCUUCCCUUUUUUUCUGAUGAGGAACUUUCUCAUUACCUUGUUUCUGAUUUUAGCGUGAUUCCUUAGGGUAAUGGGAGUGUUUGGUUACUCCAGGAGGUCUGUCUGUAGUUCAUGCGUGGAGGGUGAGGCAGGGUGGGGUCUGUGAGCCCCACGCUGGGGACAGGGGAGCUGGAGAGUUAGUUCAGCUGCAGACCCAUAAUUCCCUCACUCACGCCUACCUAAAGAAGCUCGGUGAACCCUUGGCACUGGGGCUCUGGGGAGCCUCCUGGAUCACAGUACCCUGAGUACUGUCCCUGUUGGAUGACGAGGGUGACAUGUGUCUGAGGACCAAAGAGCUUCAGGUUCAAAACGCUUCCAGAAUCUGCCCUAUCUGCUUUGAAUCUCUUUGUUAUGAUAAAACUAUAAUCCUAAGUCUAGCAUUUUCCUGAGUUUUAUAUGUUCUUCUAGAGAAUUAUUGAAUGUGUGGGGACGCACGGAUCCGUAGCUUGCUGCUCCGAAGUGAGGGUGGUCCUGGGGAUUCCCUGAAAUUGUAGCUGAUGUCGAAAGUUCUGGGCAGACUUGGUGACCUGGAGGGCAGCACCCUUAAUACAGCCGGCCGACGACCCAACAGACUGCAUCCUGAAGUGUGUGUGUGUGUGUGUGUAUUUUAUGAAACAGUAUUAAUCGUUACGUGUAACUUACUUGAAAAUACAUAUUUUAACCCUGUUGUAUUUCAUUUUAAAAUAGGCUCAUUGCAACCCACUUCAUUGAUUUCAUGAGUUACUUCUGGGUCACUGAGAGCAACCUAAAAAACAGUGAUUGCAGUUGUAACAUCUGUCGGUCGCCCAUUGCGGAAGCAGUGUUCAGAAAACUUGUCACUGACCAAAAGCUUUCAGAUCAUUGGGUCAUUGACAGCGGCGCUGUUUCUGACUGGAACGCGGGCCGGUCACCAGAUCCAAGAACUCUGAGCUGCCUCAGAAAUCAUGGCAUUAACACGGCCCAUAAGGCAAGACAGGUUACCAAGGAAGACUUUGCCACAUUCGAUUAUAUACUGUGUAUGGAUGAAAGCAAUCUGAGAGACUUGAAUAGAAAAAGUAAUCAAAUUAAAAACUGCAAAGCUAAAAUUGAGCUACUUGGGAGCUAUGAUCCACAAAACCAACUCAUUAUCGAAGACCCCUAUUAUGGGAAUGAGUCCGACUUCGAGACUGUCUACCAGCAGUGUGUGAGGUGCUGCAAGGCCUUCCUGGAGAAGGCCCGCUAAGGCCCCGCCCGCGCUUCCCUCCUGCCCCGCUGGGCCCCGCAGGCUCUCCUGGAAGGCCGCAUGCCUCCUCCACUUGACCCUCAGUUGCUUACCUUAAGUCAUUGUAGACGGAAAUCAGUUACUGUGUUUGACAGACAAAUAAAUAAAAAUGUUUCAUGCAGACGGCGUAUGGGGUACGUGAAGUGUUCUCAGACCCGUUGAGCCUCCCACUUUGUCCCAGUUUCAGAAACGGUGGAGCAAACAGAAUAGCACAGGCACCAGGGCAUGAGGACACCCCACGUCCCUCUGGCACACGAGCCCCACCUCUUCGCUGAGGUUGUGCGCGACCGAUGGGGGCCGUGGCCUCCGCUGUCUGCACCGGCCGGCCCCGCAGCCGAGACUCGCCGGUGCGCACGGUUAGGUGCGGCAGUCCGCAGCUUUCCUGCCCGCGGUCCGGCUCAUCAGGACGCCAGCUUGAGUGCAUUCGGACGUUUUGCCCCUCGAAGUGUACAGCCAGAAAGAAGGAAGCUGUAUGCUGGUCUGUCUUCCUGUCAGUUCGAGGAACAUGUCUGCUUUUCAAGCCUGUGGAACCCAAAUGCCAAAUAUAGAUUAGCUUAGUGGGAAAAAACAGUUAAAAGGUUGGGAAAAGUUCUUUUAUAUUGGGAUGCUUAAAUAUCGAGACAGGAAGUGUUCUCUCAUCAGUGCGUCCAGACAAAUAGGUGAUCUCUGUGCACUUUGAGAGAACUGAUCUAAAACUCAUAUGGCCAUAUGGCAGAAAAGACUGUGGCAGAAAAAAUAAACUGGGGAUAUUAUAAAAAUACAACUACGAA
Mustela erminea (ermine) is the source of this 2891-nucleotide messenger RNA. RefSeq names its product acid phosphatase 1 (gene ACP1). Bases 1597 to 2082 code for a protein of 161 amino acids. Gene Ontology annotation, molecular function: acid phosphatase activity; non-membrane spanning protein tyrosine phosphatase activity. NCBI's taxonomy places the organism in Eukaryota, Metazoa, Chordata, Mammalia, Carnivora, Mustelidae. Gene Ontology annotation, biological process: protein dephosphorylation. Gene Ontology annotation, cellular component: cytoplasm. The transcript is spliced from 6 exons. The record is from RefSeq and is a predicted model, not a curated record.